Molecule: messenger RNA, 555 nt
Organism: Ostertagia ostertagi
Lineage: Eukaryota; Metazoa; Nematoda; Chromadorea; Rhabditida; Trichostrongylidae
Source: the annotation of a GenBank genome assembly
AUGAGUGUCAGCCAUCUACGAUGUCACACUACCGAUCCAAGUGAUGAGAUCACACCCCACAGUUCACAAUCGAACUCGUCCGCUUUCACACAAAUUCGGCAAGGGACGGCUACGCCGACCACGUCAACGGCCACCACGCCUCGUUGCGAAGGCUCUGAGCAUUCCAGUGCCACCGUACUCGAAAUGGACACAAACAGGUUAUCACAAGUGGACGAGUCGCACAAUAACACUACCGAAGGCAGCACGUUAAGCAUAACGAAUGCCGAACUCAGCAAAUGUCUUCGGGAAGGCACUGACUGGCCUCUAGAUGAGGCCAGCACAAGUUCAGCACCCGCGACUAUCAACAGAGCGAUGCUACAGGCGAUGAAAAACCAAAAGGCGAACGGAUGCAAACCACGAAACAUCAUGGAAAAUUACGCGCCGGUCCUUUGCUACGACGAAACAGCCGUGACGGUUAUCGGAUACGUCGACGGAAUCCCAGCGGAGAUGUACGGAAGUCCACAGAAUAAUAAAGAUGAAAAAACCCCAUAUGCAAUGAAAAACGUUCAGCUUCGA